AGGUGAGACAGAUGAUAGGGAAUGGGAAUAGAGGUAGAGUUUCAGUGUAAUGUAAUCGUAACCGGUAUGAAAAGAAAUUACAAGCGCAAAGCACAGCUUAAAACAAAGCCGAAAAUGGAUAAUCACAUUCGACUGCUUUGUGACAUUACCUCAGAAAUCUACGACGAUGAGAAAAUUGUUACAAACACGUCUUCUGAACAGGUUGAAGUUGAAAUGAUGAUUAUGAAAAUGUUGAAGUUCUUUGAAUGUAAGGCAUCAAUUGAUCCUAACAUGCCAAAACUUAAUAGAAAACUUCACAGCAAGUUGUUGAAUAGCUGGCUCUUGAACUUACCAAAAAGCUACAGAUGUCUGGAAGCAAGUCGACCAUGGCUAGUCUAUUGGAUACUUCAUGCUUUAUGGCUAUUGAAUGAUCUACCUGAUGCAAAGAUAUUGUCUAAUGUUGUUGAGUUCCUUGCACAUUGCCAGCAUCCUGAUGGUGGUUAUGGCGGAGGACCUAGUCAGUUUGCUCAUCUUGGCACAACAUAUGCAGCUAUCAAUGCCCUUUGUAUAAUAGGGACAGAUGAAGCUUAUGCUUCUAUCAAUAGGAAAACACUGCAAAAUUUCCUAUGGGCAGUGCGGAGUGUUGAUGGUUCUUUUGCAUUGCAUAUAGGUGGUGAACAAGACAUUAGAGGUGCAUAUUGUGCUGUGACUGUAGCAAAAUUAACUAACAUAUAUACAGAUGAAUUGUUUGAUAAAACUGCAGAGUGGAUAGUCAGUUGUCAGACUUAUGAAGGUGGUUUUGCCGGAUGUCCAGGAAUGGAGGCACAUGGGGGUUAUGCAUUUUGUGGUGUUGCAUCUUUAGCGCUCCUUAACAGGACACAACUGUGUGAUGUAGAUGCUCUGCUGAGGUGGUGUGUGAAUAGACAAAUGCGUGUUGAAGGGGGAUUUCAAGGGAGAACUAAUAAAUUAGUUGAUGGUUGCUAUUCAUUUUGGCAAGGUGCCAUUUUUCCUAUUAUAAGUGCAAUUUUUUCUCAAGAAAAUAAAGAGCUAGUAGAUAAAGUACUAUUUAAUCAAGGUGCUUUGCAAGAAUACAUCAUAAUCUGUUGUCAAUCUCCGGAUGGAGGGCUUAUUGACAAACCUGGAAAGCCGAGAGAUAUUUACCAUACAUGCUACACAUUAAGUGGGUUAUCAAUAGCUCAGCAUGGUACCUGUACUGGUGAUACUAAUAUUGUAGGUUCAACUCGCAAUGAAGUUAAUCCAGUGCAUCCAUUGCACAAUAUAGCACCUCACCUUGUUUAUAAUGCCAUGGACUAUUUUCGUAAACAACGAUAUACAGAAUAAACUCGAAACUUUACUGUUUUUAAUCUGUAAGUGAUAGCUUAUAUAAAGAUGGAGGAGGAAGUGUUUUUAAAUAUUGACAUAAAUAUUGAAGAGUAAAGAACUUGUAAAACAACCAAAUAUAUGUAUUUAGGAUGUGAGAAGAUUUUUAGCUAAGAAAUAGAUAAGUUAGCUGAUAGAUUUUUAAUAUUUCAUAUGAGUGUAAUAAUAAAUCUGUAUUGUGGUA
Messenger RNA from Papilio polytes (common Mormon), 1543 nucleotides. RefSeq names its product protein farnesyltransferase subunit beta (gene Fntb). Gene Ontology annotation, molecular function: protein farnesyltransferase activity. Bases 22 to 1320 code for a protein of 432 amino acids. The record is from RefSeq and is a predicted model, not a curated record. Lineage: Eukaryota; Metazoa; Arthropoda; Insecta; Lepidoptera; Papilionidae. Gene Ontology annotation, biological process: protein farnesylation. The transcript has 5 exons. Gene Ontology annotation, cellular component: protein farnesyltransferase complex.